AUGUUCAAUAUAAAUUAUCAAACAACAUUAGUUUCACAAUUACUUGAUUCAAUUGAUAGUUAUUUAAAGCUUGUUGAUAUAUCAAUGGAACAGCAAGAAUUCUCUAUUGACCAUCCUGAUGAACAUUCCAAUGAUGAUGAGGAGGAGGAACUUUGGCUUAGUGGUCAUCGGUCAAUAUUUUCUUCAUAUGAAAAUGAUUGUCGACAACUCUCAUCAUCGUUUCAUAAUAGUCAAUAUGAAGGUUUUCAUUGGGAUUUAUAUGAAAAUCCUAAUUAUCAUCAACUUACAUUUGAACAUAAUAAACAAAAAACUCGACAAGAAAAACGCCUAUUGGAAUGGUCAAUGGAUUUGAAACAAAUUGAUAGAAUAUCAUCAACGGAUCGACAACAAACAUCAUGGCAUGAAAUAAAAUGUAAAUCUUCAAAUCAUAGUAAUUCAUCAUCAAGAAAUACAUCGCACAUUGAUCAUCAUUUAUCAAAUCCAUUAACACUGUAUCAGUUAUUUCAGCGUACAAAAUCUCAACAACAUCCAUGCCAUUUAUAUGACAAUUUCAGUGAUAAAAGUAUAUGUGAUUCAUCGAAAUCAUCAUCGUGUUCAAAUUCCAUGCAACAAGAACAGAUAAUUUUAAAAUCAAAAAUUAAAUUAGAUAACGAACAAUGUCAAAAUCAAAUUGACCAAUGCCUCCAAACAUCGAUUGUUGUUUGUCAAAAAGAUCCUAAUCAUCAAUUAAAUAAUCCUAGUCAUUCAUCGUUUAAAACUCAUCAUUCAUUACCAAAUCUUGAUUUUCUUACAUAUUACGCUAAAGAAACCUCAACAUUAUUAUCACCAUUAAGAAAUCAUACGAAACAUUCGUGUACAGCGAUGAAAGACACAUUAUCGGAACCAUUAUCGUUAAUAAAAAAGGCCAAAUGUACUAUUUUCUAUUUUAGCAUUAAAGUUCCUAAUCAAUCUACAACAGUACAUUCACCAUUAUCGACAAUAAAAAAUUUACAAACGCAUAAAACAGUAAUAAAACGUAGUCAAAAUAUAAAACAUUCUCCAAGUAAAAUUUCAACAGAAGAAAAUGAAGCAUUUUCAUCGACAUGCUCAAGUAUAUCUAGUAGUGGAUAUUUUAGUAAUAGUUCAACGAAUCAAACACAUCACACUCAAACAUGUGUAUCUCCAUAUCCUCUUAAAUCAUGUCUAAAACGUACUAAAACUGAACAACUAACAAAUUCGCCAACGACAAUCAACCAUUCUAAUGAUGGUAAUACGACUACUGCAGAUAUUGUUACAUUACCUGAUAGAUUUGUUCCUCAUGAAAAUGAUACAUCGAAAAGUAGACGUUACUCAGCGCCGAAUACAUCAUCAUCACACGAACAAAAUCUUCUACUAAAAAUUCGAACAAAAAAUGAGUCGUGUACUUCUUCUGAACAGGAUCUUCAAACGAAGAAAAAUGUUAGUUUCUGUGAUGAAAUCGUUCGAAGACUUAUUACCCCGUCAACAAGUCCUAAUCAUUCAAAUCAAGAUUAUUGUGAUUUGAUACUACAAGAAUGUUUAAUAGAUAGUCCGCCAAAUGAAUUUAAUCUAUCAGAUGAUGAAAAAAAUGGAGAUCAUCUGAUAAAUUUUAUGGAAAAUAUUCCUGAGAGUCAAGCGAAACCAUUCUCAUUUAAAAAUCAAAAUGAUAAAUAUUUAAUUGAUGCAUUUGCAAACACAAUUCUUCAUAUAUUAGAAAUAAAAUGUAGUGAUCCUAAGUCUUAUUAUUUAAAUAAUCAGACAAAUUAUGAAUUAGAUCGAACGCUACGUCAAGAUCUAUGUUCAUUAUUACGUGAACUAUUGGACGAUGGCCUAAGACAAUAUUCUGGUUCUUUGUUUUCGAAAAAAAUGAAUCUAUGGCGUUUAAUUGAUUUAGCAACAUCGAAAUUAAGUCAAUUCAAUGAAGCUAAAAUGAAAGCACAAGCCGAUCUACCAUCGACUACUGAUUGGAUUGAAAGAUUUAAUUCGUUUAUCUAUCAUUUAUUGAAUCUUCAUGAACUUACUUCAUGGUUAACACAUUUUAUUUCGAAUCGUACGCUAUUAAGUACAUAUUAUGAGUCAUCAGCAUUUGUACUUGUUAAUAGUAAUAAUGAUUUAUUCGAAUGCAUAACAAAUCAAUUAGAAAAAUUAUCACCAUUACAAUUUCGAUUAAAAUAUAAACUGUUAACGAACUCAAAAAUACUUACAACGAAUCAACGUUCAUCUUCAUCGACGUUUAUAAAAAAAUUUAAUGUGCGAACGUGGCUGCGCGAUCGAAAAUGUCAAAUGAAAAUUUCACCGAAAGAAUCACAAACUUCAUCACCAAAAUCAAUUUCAUCUGUAUUAUCGAAUGUUUCUAUUCGACGAAAACCUAAUACAAUUCCAAUAUCUGAAAAACGCUAA
Rotaria socialis is the source of this 2397-nucleotide messenger RNA. The record is from the annotation of a GenBank genome assembly. Lineage: Eukaryota; Metazoa; Rotifera; Eurotatoria; Philodinida; Philodinidae.